UUCCUAUCGAAACACUCAAAAUAUACUUGAGACAAAAAUAAAAAUUUCCAAAGUCACCAAUCAGUUCAGCGUGAAAUUUUGUCGUACGAUGGUCCUCCUAAAACUUUUCUUUGGCAUUUUAUCGGUUUCUCUGACUUUCGCCACGACCAACCAUGAUGUGAUUUCACGAGGUGAAAAGCCGGAGCUUCGUCACGAUAAUUUCGAAACGUUCCGUUUGCCGAAUGACACAAGAGCCCUUACUUAUGAUGUUAGCAUUAGAACUUGGAUCGAUGAAGGCAAUCUAACGUUUAUUGGCACAGUUAGAAUCGGAAUAGUUGCUGAACAGUCCACCAACACGAUAACUUUGCAUCACCGUGCGUUAACAAUCGAAGAUGUUGUUCUAUUAUCAGCGUCCGGUGACCCAAUUGCAAUUGGAGCUACUGCUUAUGAUAGCGUAUUCGAAUUUUUUACGAUUUCUGUGCCGAAUAAUUUAACAAUUGGAAGUGAAUAUACCAUCGUUAUCAGUUAUAGAGGCCUCAUGCCUACCAGUUGGAGUGGCUUCUAUGCAGUUCGUUACUUGAAUAGUGAGGGGAACGAGGUCUACUACGGGUCCACACAAUUUGAGGCUACUGAAGCGAGACGUGCAUUCCCGUGCUACGAUGAGAUUGGAAGGAAAUCACGCUUUACCAUUCGUAUCACUCACAGCCCAUCUUAUUCAACUAUAUCAAAUAUGCCUGCAACGUCAGAGAAUCCAACUCCGAACCCUGAUGGAUCAGUUACAACGGAAUUUCAACAAACGCCUUUAAUGUCCACGUACCUUGUAGCAUUCCAUGUAUCUGACUUUGCGCAUGUAUCCAGUUCGGCUACAUCUGUUCCACAGCGAAUUUUCACUCGUCCAAGUGUUGUCAAUCUAACAUCACGAGCACUGCAUAACUCGGGAAUAAUGUUGGACGCGUUUAGUGAACACUUUGGAAUAGAUUACGUUCUGCCAAAAAUGGAUGCAGCAAGUCUUCCUGAGUUUGGCGGAGCCAUGGAAAACUUUGGUUUAAUCACUUACAGCGAUUACUACAUGAUCUUUGAUGACAAUGUCGACGGUUUUGUGAGGCAAUUGACAUCAGUGGAGGGCAUUGCUCAUGAGCAAGCACAUCAAUGGUUUGGGAAUUUAGUUACACCCACGUGGUGGACAUAUACUUGGAUGAAAGAGGGAUUCGCGACAUUAUUCCAUUCAUUUGGUGUAGACUGGAUAUAUCCUGAUUGGACUAAAAGAGAUUAUAUGCUAGUGGAAAGUGUACACAGCAUGUUUCAAUAUGAGGCGUACUGGGGCUAUAAUCGCCCUAUGACACACUAUGUGGAACAACCUCAAGAAAUUGAUUCGCUUUUCGACAAUGUUUCGUACAGGAAAGCGGCAAGUGUCUUGCGAAUGUUUCUGUUUGCAUUCGGUGAAGAAACGUUUAUGGCAGGCUUACGAGCGUAUCUUGUCGAACAUCAAUUCUCCGACGUAACCGAGGAGGAUUUGUUUGACGCUCUAGAAAAUGCUGUUAGGAAUGAUGGAGUUUUUAUUCCACCAACUACCAAUGUCACAGAAAUCAUGUCAUCGUGGACCAGACAGGCCGGUUUUCCGUUCAUUACAGUCGAACGUAGUUACAGUCAAGCAACAGAUCAAGUUACACUCACUCAAUAUCGAUAUUUCAAUCCACCGAGUCCCAUUGACCCAAUCAGAACCAACUAUUGGGUUCCCUAUAACUAUGCUACCAGUGACAAUCCUGGUUUCAAUAGUUCUAGAGCAACUGGCUGGAUUCCACAGCAAGACACUUCAAUUACGAUUACCGUUGAUUCGUUGGACGCCAAUGAUUACUUCCUGUUGGAUACAUAUGCGGGCGGUUAUUACAGGAUUCUAUACGACGAACAGAAUUAUCGACUCAUUUCAGAUGCUAUGCUUCGGGAUCCAGAUCAUUUUCACUUAACAAGUAAAGCUAGUUUAGUGGAGAACGUGCGUGAGUUCUUCAGCACGCAGGAAUUGACAAUGGCUCCAGUUAUGGAUGUGUUGAGGAUAUUAGAAAACGAAGUCAGCUACGUCGCCUGGUAUCCAGUAAGGAAUUUUUUGCUUGAAAUCGAUCAAAUGUUUUCAGGUCAUCAAAACUAUCCUCUGUUUCGGGAUUUCCUUCGCACUCUCAUUGAAAAUUUGUAUGAUUCCGUUCGAGUCGAGGACAUACCAGAUGAACCAAUUUUAAGAAAGCCUGCUAGGCAACUAGCCGUUAGCUUGGCAUGCGACAUGGGUUCUGUACAUUGUCGUAGUGAUGCAUUAAGACAACUGCGACAAUUAAUUACAACCGGUGGAGAAUUUCAUCAAAAUGUCAGGCAACAAAUUUACUGUGCAGCACUUCGAAGCGGUAAUGCGAAUGAUUUCAAUUUCGUAUGGAAUCGAAUGUUACAAUCGGCCAACACUAAUCAACGGAAUGAAAUUAGUCGAUCGUUGGGCUGUUCCACAUCUAGAAUAUUGACAAAUCGACUUCUUAGUUCACUUCUGCCAUCGACAAAUGAAAAUAACAUUGAGUAUCGAGCGAACGAAGCGUAUCAAGUAUUUCGUAAUGUCUAUCAAAAUGGAAUCUUUGGCUUAGAGCUGACAUUGGACUUUGUGAUCGAGAAUGCGAUUGAAACAUACGAGACAUUCGGUGUGAAUGGACCGAAUUUCAUUAUCGAUAUGGCUUCGUCGAUCAGACGCGACGAUUUAACUGAAAAAUUCCGUGAAUUAUUACAAAUAUACUUAGAAAAUGGACUCGUAUCACAGCCGGUAAUUUAUGUCGUUGAGGAAAUUAUGUCCGAAAGGAGAGAUCGUCUGGAGCAGCAUGGCGACGUAAUUGAUCAGUGGUUAUUGACGAACUUUGCUUGAGUAAAACAACUCAUCAAUACAGUUUUAUUGGUUAUCACAAUCGUUACACAAUAAAAUCCCAUUCAUUAGUA
Messenger RNA from Bradysia coprophila, 2940 nucleotides. RefSeq names its product aminopeptidase N-like. NCBI's taxonomy places the organism in Eukaryota, Metazoa, Arthropoda, Insecta, Diptera, Sciaridae. Gene Ontology annotation, molecular function: zinc ion binding; metalloaminopeptidase activity; peptide binding. Gene Ontology annotation, cellular component: cytoplasm; membrane. Gene Ontology annotation, biological process: proteolysis; peptide catabolic process. The record is from RefSeq and is a predicted model, not a curated record.